UUCCGGCCCAGCCCUGGGCGCACGCCCCUGGUUCGCGGCUGGCCCUCCCUCAGGCCUCGCUGCGCCCCCGCCCCGGGGACUGUGCCCGGGCCCGAGCCCCGCGCCCCCGGGGAAGACACGGGCCCCCUCGGACGCUCCGCGAGCGCGCUCGCCCUCGGCCGCCGCCCCCUGCAGGGAAAUUUCGGAAAUUUCUCCUAUUUGGGGCUAGGAAGGGACGACACCCUCGGGAAGACCCCCGGGCGUCCCUGCUUCCCGAGGAGUCUCCGUAGGACCCCUGGAGAGGAGCACCGGAGCCCCCAGGGCCGGAGACGGAGAAGCGCGCCAAGCGAGGGGGCACCCGGCCCCGGGCACCGCAGCCCGCCGGCCACUCCCGGGCGCCUGGCCGUGCGGAGGCCCCGGGUGCCCGGCCGGUCCCUCCAGGGCCUCGAGACGCCCGCUGGGCGCACGCAGACGCCGCUGUCGCUUUACAGAACCGGAGUGCAGGCGAGGCGGGACCCGGGCGCAGAGAGCGAUCGAGGAAACGCACGGUCGUGCUCUGACCAUUGCAGUCUAAGGGAUGACACCUCGGAGGUGGCACAAAGGCCGCGCCGCCCCCGGAGGCCCCCGCCCUCGCCGCGCGCGUCGUCCUGGCCCCGCCGGAUGUUGACAGCGUCGCCUAGCAACGGGAGAUGGCGGAGCCCGGCGGCGCGGCAGGCGGGUCUCAUCCGGAAGACGGAUCGGCUUCUGGGGGAGAGAAGGAAGGGGAUGAUGGAGGCGACAUGGGGUCACCACUACAGAACAACAAUGGCCAGAAAAGUGAAGAAGCUGUUGGUAGCACAGAGCGUCCUGAAGUCACAGCCCCGGCGGAAGCUGCAAUUGAAGAAGAGGUCGAGGCUGAAGGGGACGUUGCAGUCCGAGAGGAAGCCACAGUGGAAAAGGAAGAGGAAGAGGAAAUUGAGUCCUACGGAGAUGCUGAAAGCGAACAGGAAUAUUACUUUAUGGAAGCUGCAUCCCCCAAAAGGGAAAUCACUGCUACAUCUACGACUUACUCAUAUGUCAGUCCUCCUGGGGAGCUGCCCGGAGAAGAGUCGUAUGAGAGGGUUAGCAGGGAGGCUGGCCUCGAAGGCUCCCACCCAGAGGCCACAGGUCCAUCAGAAUCCAGAGAAGGGAGCGUCACCUCUGCAGAGCCAUCCCACAGAGGCUUAGGCCCGACGGUGCAAACGGGCCAGGUCAGCCCUGGGCCAGCAGUGGGCAGAUUGACGGGGUCCACAGAGGAGCCCCCGCCGAAGGUCUCCCCGUCAGGCGUGCGACACCGCUUCCGGCUGAGCCGGGGGAGCAGCAUGGAGUCCUCAGACCUGGAAGAGUUCUCGCUGGAGCCAGGGGAGCCCGAUGCCCCCGCCAGGGAAGGAGACCUGCCAGAGUCCUGGAACCAGACCCAGCAGUCCAGCAUCGAGGAAAGGGCCAUGGCGGAGAGAACGGAGUCCGAAGGGAGUGACGAGGAAGCAGAAGACCAAGAAGGGUCCCAACUGGUGGUUUUGGACCCAGACCACCCCCUGAUGGUAAGAUUCCAGGCUGCCCUGAAGAACUACCUGAACCGACAGAUCGAAAAACUGAAACUGGACCUUCAAGAGCUGGUGGUGGCCACCAAGCAGAGCCAAGCCCAGCGGCAGGAGCUGGGGGUGAAUCUCUAUGAGGUGCAGCAGCACCUGGUGCACCUGCAGAAGGCACUGGAGAAGAACCACGACCACCACUCACUUGUGGUGAGGGAGCGCAGGCAGAAGGAGGAGGAGCUGCAGACCGCGCGCGCGCUCUACACCAGGACCCGCGCUGCCGCUAAUGAGGAGCGCAAAAAGUUGGCAGCUCUGCAGACUGAGAUGGAGAACUUGGCCCUGCAUCUCUUCUACAUGCAAAACAUCGAGCAGGACCUGCGUGACGACGUCUCCGUGAUGAAGCAAGUGGUGAAGAAGGCCGAGGCGGAGAGGGUGCGGGCAGAAAUCGAGAAGAAAAAGCAGGACCUGUAUGUGGACCAGCUCACCGCUCGAGCCCAGCGGCUGGAGGAAGACGUCGCCCUGUUUGAGGCUCAGUACUUGGCCCAAGCUGAGGACACCCGGAUUUUAAGGAAAGCAGUGAGUGAGGCCUGCACGGAGAUUGACGCCAUCAGCAUGGAGAAGAGGCGCAUCCUGCAGCAGUGGGGCACCAGCCUGGUGGGCAUGAAGCACCGUGACGAGGCGCACAGGGCGGUGCUGGAGGCGCUCAGAGAAUGCCGGCAUCAAGCCAAGGCCAUCGACAGUGAGAUUGAGGGCUGUAAGAAAUCAAUCAUGAAGGAGGAAGAAAAGAACGAGAAGCUGGCGAGCAUCCUGAACCGGACAGAGACGGAAGCCAGCCUCCAGCGGAAGCUCGUCACCCAGUGCCUGACCAAGCAGGUGGCCCUGCAGAGCGAUUUCAACACCUACAGGCUGGCCCUGCAGGACACAGAGGACGCCCUCAGCCAGAACCAGCUGGUACAAAUGGUCCUCACUGACGAGCUGAAGGCCAUCCGCCAGGCCAUCCAGGAUGAGCUGGAGGUCAGGAGGAAGACAGAGGCCGCCAUCCGGGAGAAGCUGCAGGAACACGUGACCUCCAACAAGAUCACCAAAUACUUCAACCAGCUCAUCCUGAAGCUGCAGAAGGAGAAGACCAACAUGAUGACACAUCUUUCCAAAAUCGACGGCGACAUUGCCCAGACCACGCUGGACAUCACCCACAGCAGCAGCAGGCUGGACGCGCACCGGAAGACGCUGCUGGAGCUGGAGCAGGAGGUGAAGAAGGUCAAUGAGCUCAUCACCAACAGCAAGAGCGAGAUCUCCCGGCACACGAUCCUGAUCGAGAGGAAGCAAGGGCUCAUCAACUUCCUCAACAAGCAGCUGGAGCGGAUGGUCUCCGAGCUGGGGGGGGAGGAAGUGGGACCCCUGGAGCUGGAAAUCAAAAGGCUGAGCAAGCUGAUCGAGGAAUACAACGCCAAGGUGGUCCAGGCCCAGGUGACCUGGCUGCGCCUGCAGCAGGAGAUGGUCAAGGUGACGCAGGAGCGCGAGGAGCAGCUGGCCUCCCUGGACACGUCCAAGAAGGAGCUCCACAUCAUGGAGCAGAAGAAACUGCGGGUAGACAGCAGGAUCGAGCAGGAGAAGAAGGAGCAGAAGGAGAUCGAGCGCCACAUGAAGGACCUGGACAACGACCUGAAGAAGCUCAACGUGCUGAUGAAUAAAAGCCGGUGCAGCUCAGAGGAGCUGAUGCAGAACAACCGACUGACCGAGAACGAGUUCGUGCGCUCGCUGAAGGCCUCUGAGAGGGAGACCCUGGAGAUGCAGGACAAGCUGAACCAGCUCAGCGAGGAGAAGGCGACCCUCCUGAAUCAACUGGUGGAAGCAGAACACCAGAUUAUGCUUUGGGAGAAAAAAAUCCAACUGGCAAAGGAGAUGCGCUUCUCCGUGGAUUCCGAGAUCGGCCAGCCGGAGAUCCAGGCCAUGAAGGGCGAGAUCCACAGGAUGAAGGUCAAGCUCGGGCAGCUGCUGAAGCAGCAGGAGAAGAUGAUCUGUGCCAUGGAGAUGGCGGUCGCCCACAGAGAGACCGUUACCACCCAGGCUGAGGGGCAGCUCAAGACGGACAGGAAGGCGCUCACCCACACCAAAUUCCACCGCAAGCAGCUCGAGCUGCGCCAGAAAAUCAGAGACAUCCGCAAGGCCACUGAGGAGUCCACCAAAACCAUCCUGGAACUGGAAGAAACUGAGAAAAACAUCCGCAACUCCCUCCAAGAGAGGAAGGAAGAGCUGUCGGUGCUGCAGGCAGACUUGGACACACAUGAAGCCAAACUCGCCCAGCUCAGGGACCUCAAACGACAGAACUUUUCAGAGAUCGUGGCCCUGCAGACGCGCCUUAAGCACCUGCAGGCUGUGAAGGAGGGGCGGUACGUGUUCCUGUUCCGCUCCGAGCAGACCAUAAUGCUCCAGCAGCAGCGCCUGGACAAGCGGCUGGCUCUCAUCACCACCAUCCUGGACCAUGUGCUGAAAGAGUACCCCCAGUUCCAGGAGGCCCUGCAGAAAGUCAGGCAGAUGAUCUCCAACAAGCUGCAGUCACUAGGGCCCUCCUAGGGAGCGGCCUGGACCCUGCCUUCCAAGGCCUCAAGGAAGAGAUCCAGAAUUAUGUUUAUUAUGAGGGACUUGGAAUCUUCUGUGUUCCUAAAAACCACAUGUACCCUCAGAAGGGCAUCAUUUAAGAGAAAUAGGCCAACCCCACCCGUAGGAAUCUUUUUAGCCACUCAGCUGUUUCAAUAAACCAAGUAAAAUCCUAGCACUU
Molecule: messenger RNA, 4308 nt
Organism: Cebus imitator (Panamanian white-faced capuchin)
Lineage: Eukaryota; Metazoa; Chordata; Mammalia; Primates; Cebidae
Gene: CCDC40
Product: coiled-coil domain containing 40
Exons: 20
Coding region: 669-4103 (1144 amino acids)
Biological process (GO): heart looping; axoneme assembly; epithelial cilium movement involved in determination of left/right asymmetry
Cellular component (GO): cilium; cytoplasm
Source: RefSeq, a predicted model, not a curated record